CGUGAGCGCCCUGGCGGCUGAUGGUAACUUGCAUGCGAAGCACACAUCACAAUCCAUUCAAAUAACAAGCAUUUGUGGUUGGUUUGUGAUUGUGAGUCUAUCAUCGUUCUGUCGUGCCCACUCAACAAGCGGGGCCUGACGUGUUUACUUCUUUUUUUUUUAUCGGGCUCGCGAGCUAACUAGUACGAAAACUUGAAUCGUGCGCACUGCGUAUACACUGAGAUAGGGGUAAAUUUUCUUCAGUUACAUUUAAAUUUUUGAUAGUAUAUAUUUUUUUUAAUUAAAAAGUGACAGUAUCUAUUGUUUUCGUAAUCAUUAUACAUAAUUCUUCAAUAAGUGUUUCUCUAAUAAAGGAACAAAAGGGCAUUGUUGUUGCUCGGUUUGGAGGCCAGGAUCCAUUGAACAACCCAACCAUUGAACAACACUAUUUACAGUGAUAUAUGUGGGAUAGCGAAAAUGGCAAUGUUCAAUGCUAUUCUCGGCUGCAUAAUGGCAUUUUUGAUUAUAUUGUACACCAUCAGCUCUAUGGCUAGAUAUUAUAUAAAGUUCAGCAUAUAUAUGAUAAUGUCAAUGUUGUGUACAGCAACACCUCUACCUCUGAUGUUAUUGAAACCGUUUGAUCCAAAGAACGCUUUGAUACCAGCAGCGCUGCUAAGGGUUGUCGUUCGUUGUUUGGGCGUUCGCUCGACAGUGCGUGGCCUGGAAAAUGUUGACAACAGUCGCGGUGCAGUUGUACUUCUCAACCAUCAAAGCGGUCUCGAUCUUUAUGUGCUGGCAGUGCUAUGGCCGCUUAUGGCCCGGUGUACUGUGGUGGCGAAGCGUUCUCUGCAGUUCUUGGUACCGUUCGGAACUGCUGCUUGGUUGUGGGGGACUGUGUUCAUCAAACGAGGUGCCCAAUCCGCUCGGGAGGCCCUCAAUGAACAAUCGAACGCGAUAAAGAAUAAUAAGCGGAAGCUGCUCUUAUUUCCUGAAGGCACGCGACAUAGUGGGGACAAAUUGCUGCCAUUUAGAAAAGGAGCUUUCCACGUGGCCUUAGCAGCCAACGCACCUAUUCAACCUGUAGUAAUCUCCAAAUAUCACUUUUUGGAUUCAAAACGUCAUAUAUUUGGUUCAGGUGAAUUCAUAAUAACGAUUAUGCCCAUCGUAGAGACUGAGGGGCUGGACAAAGAUGACAUUGCAUCACUCAUUGAAAAGGUACAGAUGAGCAUGCAAGAAGAAUUCACGAGGACUUCUGCAGAGACGAAGGCUUGUCGCGUAAAAUCUGCAAAAGACGAAUGAGGUAAUUCAAAUAAGGACCUAAACCAUAAUGAGCUGUGAUAAACAUACAAAAUGUAGUAUCGUUAUAAUAUUAACGUGUUACUUGUAAAUAUUACUUACAAUAUACGAAG
Chilo suppressalis (striped riceborer) is the source of this 1388-nucleotide messenger RNA. NCBI's taxonomy places the organism in Eukaryota, Metazoa, Arthropoda, Insecta, Lepidoptera, Crambidae. The record is from the annotation of a GenBank genome assembly.